CCCAGGUACGACAGCGAAUUCGUUGUUUUUCUCGUGGUUUUUCGCGCGCCGCGGCCCCGAGCGCCGAGGUGCCGUGAGUUCCGCACGCUUCCGCUCCCCGUCGCGCCUGCCGAGGCAACCGCACGACACCCACGACAGCCAUUGUAAAUAGGGUGUAUAUAGUGAGAUACGGAGUGCAUAGGUGCGUGGGAGUUUAGUUGGCCAUGAGUUCAAGCAACAAAUCUUUGGUGUCCUCUGGUAGUAGAGGCACCAAUAAAAAUAAAUCACAGCAACAUGGCAAAUCUGAUCAUCACCAAACCAAAUCAUCAGAUUCGACCAAACAUGACAAGGCUCAGCAAAACACAAAUCAAAUGCGCAACGCGCAAAUCAUCGACACCAGAAUGGCGGGUGGUGAGGAUCCUAUCCUGAAGGAACGCAUUAAACAGGUCAUGGAUAUGACCCGACGUUCGGAAGACGAGGUGAUCAUGGCUUUGCAUGAUAGCGACGGAGAUUUGGAUCGCGCCGUUAACGAUCUUUUGGAGGGCGUGAAAACGGAAUGGGAAGUAAAAAAGAAGAAGCCUCGUCAGCCCAGCGGUUCCAAGCAGACUACAGAUCAGUCGGGGGGACAGGAUGACAACGGUGAUUGGGAAGAACGACGCAACCAGCGUGGUGGCGGACCUCCGCGUAUGCGCGGUCGCGCUAAUCACGACAAUCGUGGAUGGCGCGGACGGGAAAAUAAGGAGAACGAAAGGAACAUGGAAGAUGGUAUGCGCGACGGCACUUACAGCAGAAGAGGAAGGGGUGGAUCUGGAAGAUCAGGUCGUGGAUGUCGUAGUGGUGGUCGAGGUCUUGGUCCAAGAACAUUCGCUAACCGUAAUGAUCCAUCGUCUACCUCGUCUGCUCAUGGUUUUAAUCGGCCCAUUGAAACCUGGACAGGUAGUGAGGAACAACAACAAAGUAUUCAAGAACCUAAAAUGGAUGCUUGGAAUAAUUUGGACUCUACAGAAGACUGGGAUAACGAGGAGUACACAGGAUCUUUGGCAGAUACUAAAGUCUUUACUCCGAGCACGAAUAUUCUCGAACCUCCGUCUGUUCUGGAAGAUCAAAAGCCUCAAGAAAUGUCAUCCACGCCAUCGGGUCAGGUAGUUAGUCUGCUACUUCAACAGGAGGAACUACCGAAAUUGUCAGACAUGGCUACGAUGCAGCAGCAGAGUUUAAUACAACCUCAGCAGCAGCAAACCCAGCAACAACAGCAAGUAUUGGGCUUGCCGACGAUGCAGUUAUCACAACAAUCCAACGCUAUUAGCGGCCCACUAAAUGCGGCGCAAACUCAAUAUUUUACGCAACUUACUCAACAGACGAGUGAAAACUUGAAAGCAGCUGCACAAACGUCGUUUGCAUCAACCAUGUCCAGUCAGCCCCAGAGACAAACGAAACAACGUCCGAGAGUACCUCCGCCAUCAAAAAUACCAUCGAGUGCCGUGGAAAUGCCUGGUGACGCGGUGAACAGUGGGAUCAGCUUUCUCGAUGUACAGUUCGGUGCGCUUGAAUUCGGUAGCGACUCGAGUUCUCUUGACGGUUCGGCGAACGAAAAGUACAACUCUACAAAUAACGCAAUCGCUGGUGUAGACAUGACUUCCGGUGCGAGUACUGCGACCACUGCCAAUGCGAAUAAUUCGCUCGACAUCGAAACUACGCAGACUUCCACCACACCGUUUAACGCCAGUUCACAGAUGUUACAGAGUACCGACACUUUACCAGCAUCCAACGAGCACACAAUUAGUUCUCAAAGUUUUACCCGUGGAAGCAGUAGCGGCCAAAGCUUGGAUAUAACUAAACAAGAUUUCACGUCACAAGUCUCACCUGGAAAUGCACCAACGUACGGUGGUACGACGACCUAUCAACCGUCGCAAAAAUCAUCUUUCCAACCGUCAAGUGGUACGCCAAGCACCUACAAUGCAUAUUCGACUAAUAACCAAUCUCAGUCUAGCUUCCAAAAUGCAUCGGGUGCUAACGUGAGUAGUUAUUCCGCGACAGCGACGGUUUCACAGGCGAGUUAUAAUUCGUCAACGUCGUUUCCGCAAUCCAACACGUCGAACUUUAGUCAACCUUCUCCUUCCGCAUCGGCGUCUGCGACUUCCGGUUACAAUCAACCCACCACUAGUAGCCAGGUUUAUCCGUCUGCAAGCGGAUAUGUACCGGCUACAACAUCGCAAUAUCCAGCGCAAGCUACCAAUACGGUAUCGAAUAGCAAUACAGGGUAUCAAACUUAUCAGCCCCAGUACCAGUCUUCUGUCACGACGUUUACAUCUCCAAUAACGCAAAGUUCCGGUUAUCAAAGUGCCGCGCAGUCGGUUUACGCGAAUCCGUAUGGUAGUUAUGCCAGCCAACCACAGACAGCGUCUCACAAUCACAAAUUGAAUAGCACCGCAACGAAGGAUUCGCAGUAUGACAGCAGUGCGACGACAUCGAAUAGUUCUCUCGCGACGACUAGUGCACCAACGUUGGGUCUCACCUCGACGUCUGUUAAUAGCUCGCAGACGAAAGUGACGAAUUCCAAUGCUGUUCCAAAAAGCACGUCGAGCGGAGUAGUGACUGGCAGCAGUGGUACUGGCAACAUGACGGGCGGUGGCGCGGCCGGAAGUAUGACGCCGAUGCUCAGUCACCAAUACAUCAUGGGCCAGGCGGGUGUACCGUAUGCAACUUUCCAACAACCCGUCUACAGCUACGAAGACUUACAACUUGUACAACAGAGAAUACCACACAUGCCAACAACUUACUAUGACGCGGCUCUGGGCUACCAGACAACCGGUCCGGCUACGAGUCUUGGUGGUGGCAGAGGCGAUGCUCUAUCUGGCGUGCAAGGCGUGCAAGGUGUCCAAGGAGUCCAAGGAGCCUAUACCAGUAUUAGCGAUGCCAGGUUCGCUAGAAACGACAGCAAUGCGUCACCAGUUCCUUCCACUAUGUCGCAACAGACCGCCACACAGCAUCAGCAGCCGAUGAUAAAUCCUAUUCCUCCGGGAUACGCGUACGCAUUUACUUAUGGUAGCGGGAUUAUGCCGGGAGGUUUUCAAUAUGGAACUCCUGCCAUUUAUCCGCAAAUAGCAACGGCCGGCAACGCAGGGACAAAUAGCGGCGCAUAUGGCGCUAAGCCGGGUAGCUAUGGAUCUGGUUACGGCGCUGGUGCAAGCUACGAUGCGCUAGCCUCUGCUGGCCCAUCCGCUGAAUACAAGGGUGCCGGUAGCAGUUAUACCGGAACCCAAACUGGUAAAACUGGCACUUCUACGGGAAAUACCAACACCGCUGGCUCUUCCGCAACAGACAUCAGCGCCACGAUGUACGCUAAGAGUCAUGUCGCUCUUGGCAAAGUGAAUUCUUACGAAAAACAGACUUUCCACUCGGCUACACCACCACCGUUCGGUCUUACGGGUAGUCAAAACGCUGGCUUGCCCGGUAGUUAUGGCACCCCGCACUUAUUCAUCCCAACUAUACCGCAUCAACUGCAUCAACCGCUUCAUCAGGAUGGCGGCAACAGCGGCAACCAAAGGUCCAACACGAGUUCACAGAAUAAAGCUCAAGCGAAGCCUGGAUACAGUCCUAGUUAUUGGACCGGUAGCAACUAAAAAUAAAACAACAAAAGACAAACUUUGGACGCGACACAGAGGAAGGACGAAGUAACAUAACAUCCUGCUAGUAAAAACAACAAGUCGUCUUUCGUUGUGAAACGCGAUGGUGUGACAUAGAGACUUUGACGUUGUCAAUAGUUAAAAAUGACGCAUAAAAAUAAUAGACGAGAGACUUUACUUUUUUCGGGAAUUAACACGAGUCAAUGCAGAAAGAAAAGUGAAUACUUUUGAAAAAUUGAAAGGUAUAUGCAAUUAUUGAUGACCGGAUGCUUCCUUCAAUGGUAACGAACAACCAAUUCCUGUGUGCAUGCUACAAUCACUUGUACUUGAUUUAUAAUUUAUUUGUUCAGUUCAGCACACUCGCAAACUUCUCCAAGAGACUGGCGUUGAGCGCGAUAUCACAAUAAGAUAAUUCCUUGCAUUUUAUGCGAUGGUAUACGUGCAAAUCCUAUAUAUAUAAUAAUUUGCAUAUUCCUUCUAACUGUGAAUUGCACUCGUGCCAAAUGAAAUUGUAGCGUUUGUAACGCAAUGGAUUGCGAAAGACGGAUUAUCGUCCGUAUUGAUCGUGAAUUCUAUGACGCGACCAUGUCACAGAAUUCACGAUAAAUUAUUUGGUUCAUCGUGCGAUACGAUGAAGCCAAAUAUCGCGACCUAGUAUGAUGCACUGGAGAAAAGUAAAACUAGAAGAAUAACAUCCGUCGAAUUCGCACCAGAUCUCCCGUUUGUACAUUACAGUGCAAUUUCGAAUGUAUUUCUAUUUGACUGGUAAUAUAGGAUGAUAAUAGUGCGUCUUUAUAUUGUUCUCUUUUCUUUUUCUCGUGUAUGUAAGACUUGGCUUAAUAAAUAUGAAAAGCGUAUCUUUGUGAGGUAACGUAGAGGUGUUUCCGUAAAUGGGCGUAAAUAAAAGGUGUACGCGUGAAAACGUACACUUGUAUAAAUUUAUUAUCGCGUUUUUUUGUAGCGUUUUUAUUUUUGGUAUGGUUCGUCACAGCGACCUUGUAAAAAGUACAAUCGCAUACAUUUGAUUUAAACGCGUUACACAUCUUUGUGAUUAGUAUUGAUUUUUAUUACUCCUUUAGUAUGCAUAUAUUUACUUCUAUUAUAUUGCAAUUGCAUAUAAUCUCAGUUGAUGAUGAACAUAUAUGCAACUCGCAUUAUUUCUAAGUGUAGUUAAAAAAAAAAAUCAAAUAUGCCACAAAUAUUUAAAAAAAUAGUGCUCUACUCUAAUUAUUUUUGUACCUAUCUUUACCUUUUGUCUCUCGUUAAAUCCACACAUUUGAUCAAACUCGCUUUAUUUUCUUAAAAUUGACUACAAUUGCGGUUUACGUUACAUUAUAACAAAAUUAACUGAAUUACAAUAUAUCACGAGUUAAAUUAGUAUAUUUUUUAUAUAAAGAAAAGGAUCGCUAUACUUUGUGUUUCUUGUUUAUUAAUUUAGAUUGGCAAUUUUGAUAUCGUUUAAUUGAUAAAAAUUUAUGUUUAAAAUUAUAUGUAUGAUUGUCAAGAAAUUUUUUGGAAAAUAUUGUAGACAUAUCUAAAAACGUUACGGAUCAUCAUUUGGCAUACUAGUGCAUUUCUAGAUAUAUAUUUAAAAAAAAAUGAUAGAUAAUUUUUGUCAAAGAAAGAAUCGAUUCCCAUCACAGAUUAGCAAAUUUUAAUCUUUAUUGUAUCACAACGUUUUUGAAGAAAAGUGUCGUUGUUAAAUCAAAAAUUGCAGCUUUUUUACGGUUUGCUCGAAAAGAAGUAACCGUAUAUUCGAGGCUCCGUUCGUGGUUCGGAGCACGUGAUGCACGGCAGAGGUGACAUGUGAUGUUUUCCAUUGCAGCAAACAAUCGUACACGCUCUUCGUUAUCUAGAGGUAGAGACGAGCUAAAAAAAAAAAUCGAUUAAAAUGGAGAUGAGACUUAACAUGACUGAUUAUCGAGACGAGUGAGCAUAUAUAGUAACGGUGAUUAACAGCGAUAUUUGUAUCUUUUUCAUUAUGAGAUUGUAAUAAAAAGAAAGAAAGAAAGAAAGAAGCCAUUAUCGAUUCCGUCUGGUGUACACAUUCGUUAAUAUUGCAUUAUUCAUGCUGAUUAGAGGUGUGUGAACUGUAUAGCUAUAUACAUAUUAAUCGGAAACGAAAUAAUACGCAUAUAUUGACCAACAAUAGAACACACAUAUUUUGAAGAUAUACUUUACAUUUUUGCAUUGUGAAUAAAAUGAAUGAUCGCAGAUAUUCCUCUGGUGAGCACGAGAGAGAGAGAAAGAGCGGGAGAAAAAAAAAACGAGAACAAAGCAAAAUACGUCGAACGAACGAGAGAAGUAAAUGUAUGUGAAGCGUUUUUCGCGAAGGUGCUGUGAGAAUUGUUACGACUUGCGUGUAGGAUAAAAACGUGAGGAAUAAUGUUUCUUCUAGCACGAAUACUAUGGACCGACGGUCCGCUACGGUCGACAAAGCUUUACCGCUAAUUUGAAGGCGAGAGAGGUAAAUAGUUGUAAGUAAACUCUUGUUAGCGACUGCAUAUAUAUACAUAUAUAAAUAUAUAAAUACAUAAACUCGUAUAUAUAUAUAUAUACAUAAAAAAAAUGCGAUAUGAGUAGGAUGCGUUU
Molecule: messenger RNA, 6197 nt
Organism: Solenopsis invicta (red fire ant)
Lineage: Eukaryota; Metazoa; Arthropoda; Insecta; Hymenoptera; Formicidae
Gene: lig
Product: protein lingerer
Exons: 15
Coding region: 204-3602 (1132 amino acids)
Cellular component (GO): nucleus; cytoplasm
Molecular function (GO): protein binding
Source: RefSeq, a predicted model, not a curated record